CUCCCUCUGUCGUUCCAUUUUACUGUGUGUGCUCAGGGGGUUUCUUUACCAUCUGCGAGCACCGCGCUCAUGUGUUUGUGUGUUCAGUCUUAUGCACACACAAUAAACUUUUCUACCGGACACCAGAUAGAAUUUCAAAGACACCUGCACCGAAAUCAAUAAUAUUCGGAACAUUUAUUCCGAACAUAAUCCUGAACUGCUCUGGAGAUCCUUUUUCGUUUGUGGCUUUUAGUACCCUUUUCAACGAUUUGUGUUUCAUUCGAAACGGGAUCUCGGGAAACAUGUUGAGGAGAGGAGGUAUUUCUUUUGAAAGGUUCCCGAAGUUGGGACGCCAAUGACGCGCGAUGCAAGAGGAACACACACUCUGGGCGUCACUGAACUCAUCUAGAGGACCACAUCUCAUCUCCUCCCCCAUCUUAACUCUACUGACCCCCCCCCCCCACCUCCCUCCUCCAACCCAGUAUAAGACUCCCCCAUCUUAACUCUACCUGUGAGAAGAAGGCUAGUCGGGCCCACUGUACGAUUCCAUUACCCACUUCUUAACACCUGUGAAACACUGACCAAUCACCAUGCAGACAUCAUCUCUCCGCCGCCAGGUGAAGAACAUGGUCAACCAAUACUCAGAGGCAGAGAUCAAGGUCCGCGAGGCGACCUCCAACGACCCGUGGGGCCCCCCCUCCUCUCUGAUGUCAGAGAUCGCUGACCUGACCUUCAACGUGGUGGCGUUCACUGAGGUCAUGGGUAUGAUCUGGAAACGCCUCAACGACAGCGGGAAGAACUGGAGACACGUCUACAAGGCCCUGACACUACUCGACUACCUGAUCAAAACGGGCUCGGAACGUGUGGCGCAGCAGUGCAGGGAGAACGUCUACACCAUACAGACCCUACGGGACUUCCAGUUCACAGACAGGGAUGGCAGGGACCAGGGGGUGAAUGUUAGGGAGAAGGCCAAGCAGCUGGUGGCCCUGAUGAGGGAUGAGGAGAGGCUGAAACAGGAGAGGACCCUGGCCCUGAAGACCAAGGAGAGGAUGGCUGGAGCUGCCGCAGGGUCAGGGAUGGGCUCUGGUUCUCUACCUCCUCCCUACCCAGGCCGCCGCACCAGCCAGCCCAGCAUGACUGCACUCUACGGGGAUGACUUCAGCCGGUCCAGGGAGUCCCAUUCCUCUUUCAAUUCCACCUCUUCCUCUCCUCGCCGUGCCGCAUCAGACAUGGAGCAGGCCCGCCCCCAGACCAGCGGGGAGGAGGAGCUACAGCUGCAGCUGGCUCUGGCCAUGAGCCGAGAGGAGAGUGAAAAGCCUGCUCCCCCGAUGGACAUUGAUGAACAGACCCAGCUCCAGAUCGCCCUGAGCCUCAGCAAGGAGGAAGCUCAGAAGCCGGCCUCGCCUCCUCCGGUUGCCUUGGAUAUGGAUGAAGAGAGACAGCUCCAGAUCGCCCUGAGCCUGAGCAAAGAGGAGCACCAGCAGGAGCAACGGAGUCGCCAAGGAGACGAGUCGUUGCUCCAAAAAGCUCUGGAGGAGAGUAAACGAGAGGCGGCGUCUGGUGGAAUUGGGUCUGCUAUGAUGGACCUGGUGGAGGUGUUUGCUGUGUCGUCUGAGGUGCCUCCUAGUGCUAGUGCCAACUCCUGGAACCUGCCAGGGGGGAACGUCCGCACCCCUCUCCACCACCCCCUCCCCCAGGCCCAGGCUGCUGCUGGGCCUGGUCACCUGCCUGGGGCUGGGGCAGCCUCCGACCCCUGGGACUCACUGGUGGAGGCUCGCUCCACCCCCGCUGUGAUAGAGUCUCCCUGGAUGGUUCCUCCCACCUACGGUAGCCCCGCCCCUCCUUGGGAGCGUAGCCUGUCCCCUCCGGACCCCUGGGAGACCCUGGGGGUAGUAGACCCAUUCUCUAUCCCAGAUGCUCUUCGAACUGGCAGCCCUACAGAUGGUGACUUGUUUGACGAGGCGAUGGACGGAGGUCAUUUCAGCCUGAACAGUCGAGGUGAGGGUGAGGGCAGCCCGGAGCUGUUUGAUCUGUCUCGUAUAGGGGACAGUCUGGGGGUCCCCAGCCCUCGGACCUGCCGGACCCCUGAAUCCUUCCUGGGGCCCACAGGGGCCUCCCUGGUCAAUCUGGACAGCCUGAUACCAGCCAACCCCCCAGCCAAGACCAAGAACCCCUUCCUCUCAGGUCUGAGUACUCCAUCUCCCCUCAACCCGUUCCAGAGUGAACAGCCUCGUCUCACCCUGAAUCAGAUGCGUCCUAGCUCCACGUCCCCCGUCCCCCCCUCCGGUCCUCCCUCCCUGCCCUACAGUGCUUCUCUGCCCCUGCCCGCCAGCCACCAGCCGGCCAGCCUGCCCUCCUCCCUCACCCAGCCCACCCAUGGAGCCCUGGACAUACCUGGGCUGCCACAGCCCCUGUUACCUCUUUCCUCCAUCUCGUCUCUGGGAGAGCAGAAUCAGAAUCCCUUCCUAUGAUGUCUGUCCAGCUGAACUGAACCCCUAAGAUGGAAGAUAGACCAACACCAACUUCUGCCAUGCGCAGUAGAUCACCUGCUGGGUGUCCACGAGCGGUGUCCUGCUGGGUGUCCACGAGCGGUGUCCUGCUGGGUGUCCACGAGCGGUGACAAUUCAACAUGUGGAAUUGUCGAGAACUGAAUAGAAAACGACGGCCGAUGUUUUGUAGUCAGAUGUGAUAGGACGCCCACCCGCUGUUGCACGGCCGGCCUUCAUGUUGGUCUGUCUGUCCUCUAACUCUGGUGGAUGGAACAGAGAGAAUAGAAAUGACUCUUAUUAGGUUGUUUUCUGUCAAUCUAACCUCAAAACUCAACAACUGGAAUUCAGACUGAACUGAAAUCCCCUUAAGUUGUUAUUUUGUUGUUGUUUUUCUAUGGGCUAUAGUACUGUAACCCUUAGCUUGCUGCCUCUGCUACUGCGUCUGCUACGAUCUGCUCUACGCUUUAACCACAACCUGUCCUGUUACUCCUCUCUGCUGAAGGGAGUGAUGGAGGAGGAACGAGAGGUAGAAAGAGAAUAUGCCCAGAACGUGUUUAGGUCUAUAGUAACCUAAUCCUAAACCAUGACAGAUACUGUACAUACACGCCGAUGCCCAAGCUCAUCCUCCGCUAUAGGAAACACAGCAGGUGAAGACGUUUCCAUGUUAAAGUAAUUAGCAAUACUUUACAGAUGAGUGUGUCUGCACUAACCUGGUCUCAGAUCUGUUUGUGCUGUCCUGCCAACUCCUAUGGAUCAUUGGCUAUACAGCAGGAACAUAUCUGGGAUCAGGUUAGUUAACUGCUUUUCCAACUGCUUCUUACCCAGUCACAUUCCCCGCCCACUCUGCUGCAUACUUUAGUUUGAUUGGCUCCUCACUGUUGCUCCUGAUCCAGCACUGAACUGAUUGUACACCAGAUAUGCCUGCUUAUCUCUCCGACUGACAGACCACAAUGCACUUUGACAGGACGCUCACUGUUCCUGCCGCACUGCUCUAUGCUGAUUGGUCGGUCCGCUCUCUGGACUGCCUUCAUUAGUUGACUCUUUCUCUCCUAUUAUCUCUCCCAUGAUGCCCCAGGGGAUAACUCUGACAAGUCUGUUCAGGAGGAUGUAACGUUACAGAAUGCUCAGAUAGAAAUUUAUCAUGUAGAACAGAUAUGAUUGUCUGCCAGAUAGAAUAGGGGGAAGCGUGCCGGCUCUAUUCAAUCUAUUUCUAUCCAUUCAGAAUGUUUCCCAGCACAGACUGCAACUCAGAUAGAUAGAAAUGUAUCAGAUAGAAUAGGGGAAGCGUGUUGGCUCUAUUCAAUCUAUUUCUAUCUGUAAAAGUUCAGAAUGAUUCCCAGCACCGACUACAACUCUGAUUUCUGAGAACGGGCAUAGAACAUUCCACGCCAAUGAUGAGACGCCAGCCAACCCCCAUCCAUAUAAUGAACACUGAGUUUUAAGUUUCCUUUUUGUUGCAUUAGGCCUAGUAAGGCUCAGUCUGACUGAGUUCUUGUGUAAGGGUGGUUUGCUGUUGGAAUGGAACUGUUGUGAUGGUGAGAGAGAUUCUAAGGUAGUUCUAUUGUAGUGGACUGGAGUCCCUUUUGAGGGAUAUCGGAAUGAAAUCUGCUUUUCAAGAGACCGGAACCACUGCAGGAUUCACUAUAGGGGAAAAUCCUAACGCUCUCACUUCAAGUUGAGUUUUGCAUUGAUGUCAAUGGGAGAAGUGGAAAUUCAAUUGCAGUGGAAGUUAGGAAGCUCGCAUUCGACCCUAUAAGCAACGCAACAUAUUAGAAGAAUGUAUGAAUUGAUAUCAUGAUUAUUUUCCCUCUCUCAUUGCUCGAUCAUUACUUGUGAAACACUGAUUGUCAUCAUCAAAUAUAAGGGUAUAAUGAACUAAUAACAACACCUGG
Salmo salar (Atlantic salmon) is the source of this 4360-nucleotide messenger RNA. Lineage: Eukaryota; Metazoa; Chordata; Actinopteri; Salmoniformes; Salmonidae. The record is from RefSeq and is a predicted model, not a curated record.